Rhodotorula graminis WP1 is the source of this 4254-nucleotide messenger RNA. Its product is annotated as glycosyltransferase family 31 protein. Gene Ontology annotation, molecular function: histone acetyltransferase activity. The transcript is spliced from 26 exons. Gene Ontology annotation, cellular component: transcription factor TFIIIC complex. Gene Ontology annotation, biological process: transcription initiation at RNA polymerase III promoter. The coding region runs from base 1 to 4254 and encodes 1417 amino acids. The record is from RefSeq and is a predicted model, not a curated record. Lineage: Eukaryota; Fungi; Basidiomycota; Microbotryomycetes; Sporidiobolales; Sporidiobolaceae.
AUGCCGCCCCCCUCCAACGAGCCCGUCGUCCUCGGCAGCAGCAACGUCCCCUACUCGCCCUUGAGCCCGAGCCCGAGUGCGCUCGUCCGCUCGGCAGAUGGCCAGCUCGCAGCAGUCGCACGAGGCGAGAUCCACCUCUUUACACCCGCACUCGGCUACACCGACGCCGCCAAAGACGUGUCUGCGACUGGCGCCAUCGCGUCGCACGCCGGCACGAGGGGCGGCGCCGACGCCCUCGCGAGCGGCGCAAAGGGCAAAGGUCGCGAGAACGACGUGCCGCUGUUGCGCUCGACCAUCCCGAUCGACCGCCGCAACAUCGUCAAGUGGGCAGACUGGGCAGACGAGUACGACCUGUCGCUCCCGUCGGGCGUCGAGCCGUCGUGGCGCAGCGCCACCUGGUCUCCAUCCGGCAUGUCGUCCCUCGGCGGCUGCAUCCUCGCGACCCUGACGAGCAACGCCGAGGUCCUCCUGUUCGAGCCGCCCAAGAACGGCGCCAAGGGCGAGUGGUUCGAGACGGCCGACUUGACGGCGCUCCUCAUCCGGGACCUCGUCACCGACCAUGGCGGCAAGCCCUCGGCCACGCGCAAGAUCCGCCGCGAGCUCGUCGCCGAGCUCCUCCAGUGCCAGUCUUCCGCUCUCGCCUGGUCGUCCGCCGUGCCGGGCACCGCACUCGACCUGUCGCUCCUCGCGCUCGGGCACCGGUCGGGCGAGGUCACGCUCUGGCGGCUCGGCAAUGAGCGCAAGCCGGUUCAAGUCGCGCGCUUCAAGCCGCAGGACGAGACGAACAUCGUCGGCGUCUUGCGCUGGUCCGAGUGGACGACCUCGACUUCUGAUGACGGCACCGCGACCGCGACCGCGCACCUCGCGCUCGCCGACGCCGACGGCCGCGUCUUUGCCGUCCCGGUCUCGCAGGCGCUCGUCCUCGCCGAACGCGGCGAGGGCUCGUGUGAUGUCGGGAGCGCGGUGCGUGUCGAUGGGGCCGACGGGCGGGCGGCGACGCAGCUCGAGUGGGUGCCGGUGGGGGACAAGGUCCAGCUCGCGUACUCGAAGCUUGGGACGAUGCACCUCGCGCAGAUCGCCGACGCGCAGGUCGUGCGCGAGGGCGAGGUCGAGCUCGAGACGGUCGGCGGCGACGAGUGGAGCGGCGCGACGAGCUGGGCUCCUUGCAGCGGCAUACAACACCUUCCCUCCCGCGACGCGCUCCUCGUCUCGCUCUCGUCCGGCUCGUUCCACCUCUUCCACCUCGCCUCCUCCUCCUCAUCGUCUUCCACCGCCCCUCCUCUCCUCCUCGACCACGACCUGUCCGCCUCGUACACGUCGGCGGCCCACACCUGCUUCGUCCAGUCGCUCACGGCCGCGCGCCAGCACAAGGACCGCUUCAAGGCCGAGGGCGACGGCCCCGUCACGCGCCGCGAGGGCGCAAAGGUGCUCGGGUGCGUCGCGCUCGACAGCGGGAGGGACGGCAUGGACGUCGCGUGGAUCUUCGAGUCGGCUCGCCCAGAUGUCUUCUCGUACCGCACGCCGGCCGACACGCGCACGCACCUCAUGCUCGCCAACCUGUCGGGGCCCGAGAGCGCCGAGAGCGUCCUGAGCGCCGUCGACCGGGCUCUCGCAGGGCCGAUCAACAUCCGCACCCACGCACCACUCGCGACCCUUGGCCCGCUCCUUCAUGCCCUCUCGGCGCACGUCGCCGACCCAGCGUUCGUCGACCAGCUCCUCGAGCGGCUGCAGCCUUUGCCGGUCCCGCCGGCGGCGCCCGUCCCGAGCGACGCGACGCUCGAGGAGCGCCUCGAGGCGAUGGUACAUGCGGAUGCGGGUGUCGGGCGCGUCAGGGUGCAGGAGGCGCUCGCGAGGGGGAUCCUCGGUCGUCGCUCGUCCUUGUCGCCCGAGAGCGAGCACGCCCUCGUCCUCGUGCAGCUUGGGCUCGCGAGGCAGCUCAUCAAGGAGACGCUCGGCCGCUUGACGGCCGCGCUCGGCGCCAUGCCUCUUUCUGACCUCGAGCGCCCGUACCACGCGCGCCUCCUCCUCGCGUCGGCGUCGCUCGUCCCGCCGUCGACGACCGACCCCGAGGCGGCGCUCCUGCCCGCCGAGGCGCUCGCCCGGGCGUACGAGGCGCGCGACGUCGCGUGCCCGGCGUGCAAGGCGCACGUCCCGCUCGCCAACGUGCGGUACGCGUCGUGCGAGAACGGCCAUCGAUGGGAGCGCUGCUCGCUGUCGCUCGGCCUCAUCGCGAGCGUCCAGGUGCGCACGUGCUCGUCGUGCGAGCGCAAGGCGCUCCUGCCUGCGGCGCUCGGCGCGCUCCCGCCGGACGGGCCCGUGCGCAGGAUGCUCGAGAAGGCGACGGCCCCUUCGCCGACGCCGCCCGCUCGCUCCUCGCAGUUCGACAUCAAAGUGCCCCUCUCGACCUUAUCCUUAUCCAGCCCAACCCUUGUCGACGUCGCCCUCGACCUCGCCGUCCUCGCCGUCCGCUUGCACGCGAUGCGCCUCUUCACCCGUACCUCGUCCCCUCUACCGUGGCGGUCGCCGCACCCGCAAGGGUACGACUCGCUCGGCCCGACCUCGUUCGCAGCGUCGUUCCUGUCGGCCCUGCGCGGCCGCUCCCUCGCCCUCGCCGCCCUCGCCCUCUUCACCAUGUGGGGCGUCUUGUCGCUCGUGUCGCCCAUCUCCGUCUUCCCCCUCCUCUCGACCGACGACAUCGACGCCCGCCCCUUCACCCGCAAGGGCCUCGCGCCGCGCCUGUACCGCGAGCUCGACCAGGUCGACCACCGCGCGGCCAUCCUGCGCCCGACCGAGCGCCCGUUCGUCCGCGAGCGCUACCCCGAGGACCCGGUCCCGUGGAGCAGCGCGGCCCUCCUCCCGCCGCGCAGUGAGGGCAGCGAGCGGCGCAAGGCGGCGGCGCUGCGGCUCGCGGUCGGCACCGAGGACGCGUCGGGCGACGGCGUGUUCGUCCAGCCGGCGCAGCCCGUCGUCGACGAGGACCCGAUCCCGGUGCACGCGAUCGACGUCUUCCCGCGCAAGAUCGCGCUCGAGCCGGGCCAGGGCGGCGUCGAGGAGUUCCUGCCCGCGGGCGACCGCCUCAUGUACGGCAUCGUGACGACGACGCAGCGGGCCAAGAUGAUGAGCCAGCUGUGGACGCGGUGGAUGGUCCCGCGGUACCCGGCCCAGGAGGGCGCGCCGGCGUGCCUCGUCCUGCUGAGCGAGGAGGAGGACGAGCGCGACGUCGAGGACCUCAAGGGCGUCCUGCGCGCGAGGGGCCUCCCGUGCGGCGUCCGCAAGGGCAAGCACGAGCGGUACGAGGUUCGCGUCAUGUCGAUGAUCCAGGAGAUGAAGGACUAUGCCGCCGACAUCGGACAACCGAUCGACUGGUUCGUGUUCAACGACGACGACACGUUCUGGGUCGACCCUCGUGCUACUCGUCGCAUGCUCUCCAAGUACGACCCGCACGAGCAGUACUUUAUCGGUGCCACGACUGAAGCCGAGAAGCAGCUCUCGCAGUUCGGCCGCAUGGCGUUCGGCGGCGCCGGCAUGCUCGUCUCGCGCGCCAUGAUGAGCGCCAUGUACGCGUCCUGGGCCGAGUGCUUCGAGCGGUACCGGGACCUGUUUGGCGGCGACGAGAUGCUCACUCGGUGUGCGGCGACGGCGUCGGGCAGGACCAAGCAGACGGUGACGACCGAGGAGAGGGGCCUGCACCAGUUCGACAUCCCCGGCGACUCGACCGGCGUCAUGCAGGGCGGCAUCCCGAUGCUCUCGCUCCACCACUUUAUGGGCGGCGGCUGGGUCCACCUCUUUGCCUACGGCUCGCUCCUCGCCGACAUGGCCCAGAUCAGUCGAGUGCGCGCCGCGGCCGACUUUCUCGGCGGCGACAACAUGUUUCAGCGCCACGUGUUUGGCGACGGCAAGUGGCUCGUCACGCUCGGGUACUCGGUCACGUACUUUGAGCAGGCGCUCAAGCCCGAGGACAUGGCCUACAUGGAGCACACGUGGUACGAGGACUACCCGCUUUCGUUCGAGGACCGCCCGCACAUCAGCGAGCGCCACGACGAGAAAGGUCGGCCGGCGAAACAGACGUUCUACAUCGACUCGACGGACGUCGUCUCGCCCAACUCGGCCCUCUUCACCUACGUGCAGGCCGACUCGUGGGACGAGCACUUGUCCGACAAUCAGCGCGUGCGCAUAAAGCUCUUCUGGGACGGCGGCGACUCGCAGGCGAGCGCCACCACCGCGCACCGGCAGGACCCGGGCGCGCUCAGCUAG